CGAGGUGCUGGCGAGGAUGGUCCACGUGCCCAUCGUCUACACGCAGUUCAAUAUCUCGCGGCCCGGCUCGGCUGUUAUAUUGAGAUCAUGGCCAACGGAACUUCUGCUGAUCGCUCGGUCCUCCUGCUGGACCACGAGAGAGUGCCUACUCCUGCUGGCUACGAGAUGCUCAUUCCUCUGUCCAGCAUCCCCACCAACGAGAAUGAUAUCAAGGACCUCUUCCUCAAUUCGAGUGACAUUCAGAAUCGCACCGGCCGUUUCUUCCUGGGUUUAGCGUCGGUGUUGGGGAACGUUGCCAUGGAAACGGCCUUGAAGAACAUAACCAAAGAUCAUUUAGACUGGGAGCCAGACGUAAGCUACAGCCUGCGCGUGUUCACCUCCGGCUGCUACUACUUCGACGAGGCCCUUGACGAAUGGUCCAACAGGGGCCUUGAGGUUGUGUCCACGAGCUACGUGAUGACCCAGUGUCGAGCGUCUCACCUCACGUCCUUUGCGAGCGGCUUCUUCCCCUCGCCCAAUUUAAUCAACUUCGAGUACAUCUUCGCCAAUGCUGGCUUUACCGAUAACAUGUCCAUUUACAUGACUCUCAUCUUCACUCUGGUCGGGUUCCUGGUGCUUCUCGUCUGGGCAAGGUUUAAGGACCGAGAGGAUUUGAAGGAGCUGGGCGUGACUCCGCUGCCAGACAACAAAGUGGACGACCGCUAUCUGUACGAGAUCGUGGUCUUCACAGGCAGCGACAAGGAGGCCACGUGUCGCUCCAACGUUCAGAUGGUGCUGUCCGGCGAGUGUGGCGAGACGGAAGUGCGAAAACUGGCAGAUUCCGAGCGUCCAGUAUUUUGCAGGAAUGGCAUCGAUUCCUUCGUGAUGGCUGUGCCGAGACCGCUGGGGAAACCUCAGUACCUGCGCGUGUGGCACGACAACUCCGGCAAAGGAUGCUACUCCUCGUGGCAACUGAGAACGCCAGCACCAUCCCAGCGAGGACGACGGCUAAAAGCGUAUGCCGAGCGAUCAGAGGAACAAGGAUUACCUACCCACGUCCCCAACGCUAGGGACUCCCGACCAACUCUUGAAAGCUACGGCUCAGUUGACCAGGGGUCACGGCGCUGA
This is a messenger RNA of Penaeus vannamei (Pacific white shrimp), 1107 nucleotides long. The record is from RefSeq and is a predicted model, not a curated record. Lineage: Eukaryota; Metazoa; Arthropoda; Malacostraca; Decapoda; Penaeidae.